Messenger RNA from Paracoccidioides brasiliensis Pb18, 1617 nucleotides. RefSeq names its product T-complex protein 1 subunit gamma. Bases 1 to 1617 code for a protein of 538 amino acids. The transcript has 6 exons. Gene Ontology annotation, molecular function: ATP binding; ATP hydrolysis activity; ATP-dependent protein folding chaperone. Gene Ontology annotation, biological process: protein folding. The record is from RefSeq and is a predicted model, not a curated record. Gene Ontology annotation, cellular component: chaperonin-containing T-complex.
AUGCAGGCUCCUGUUGUGGUGAUGAACACCCAGAGUGGGAGUAGACAAGUUGGCCGGAAAGCGCAGUUGUCCAACAUCACAGCAGCAAAGACUGUGGCAGAUAUUAUCCGAUCAUGCCUGGGGCCUAAAGCUAUGUUGAAGAUGCUUCUAGACCCUAUGGGCGGUAUCGUUCUCACCAACGACGGACAUGCCAUCCUCCGCGAGAUUGAGGUAGCUCACCCCGCAGCUAAGAGUAUGAUCGAACUCAGCCGAACACAAGAUGAGGAAGUGGGUGAUGGUACUACAACUGUCAUAAUUCUAGCUGGCGAAAUUCUGGCCCAGGCGCUCCCUCAACUCGAACGAAAUAUACAUCCUGUCGUCAUCAUCUCCGCUUUCAAACGCGCUCUUUCGGACGCACUUGCCAUAGUAGAGGAUAUAUCACUACCAGUUGAUAUUAAUGAUGACAAAGCCAUGUAUAAGUUAAUUCACUCUUCCAUUGGCACAAAGUUUGUUUCGCGGUGGUCAGAACUCAUGUGCAAUCUGGCAUUGAAGGCCGUAAGAACUGUUUCCUAUGAUGCGGGCGGUGGAAAGAAGGAGGUCGAUAUCAAGCGCUAUGCUCGUGUAGAAAAGGUACCAGGCGGAGAGAUUGAGGAUAGCGAGGUCAUUGACGGAGUUAUGCUCAACAAGGAUAUCACUCAUCCAAAAAUGCGACGGAGAAUAGAGAACCCACGAAUCAUCCUCCUCGAUUGCCCUCUCGAGUAUAAAAAGGGAGAGUCCCAGACAAACAUCGAAGUUUCGAAAGAAGAUGAUUGGAACCGGAUAUUGCAGAUAGAGGAAGAGCAAGUUAAACACAUGUGUGAUGCGAUCCUUGCUUUAAAACCUGACCUUGUUAUUACUGAGAAGGGUGUAUCUGAUUUGGCCCAACACUACCUCGUGAAACAGAAUGUUACUGCUUUGCGACGUGUCCGCAAGACAGACAACAACAGAAUUUCCCGCGCAACGGGUGCAACCAUCGUUAACCGAGUGGAUGAUCUCCAAGAAUCAGACGUUGGAACUCGAUGCGGUCUUUUUGAGAUUGAGAAAAUCGGCGACGAGUACUUCACAUUCCUCCGGAAAUGCUCUAACCCUAAGGCCUGCACUAUUCUUUUGAGAGGACCAUCAAAGGAUAUCCUGAAUGAGAUCGAGCGCAAUUUACAGGAUGCCAUGUCUGUCGCGAGGAACGUCAUUUUUGAUCCCCGUCUCUCGCCUGGCGGUGGAGCGACUGAGAUGGCAGUUUCUGUGAAGCUAUCACAAAUGGCCAAGUCCGUUGAGGGCAUUCAACAGUGGCCUUACAAGGCUAUCGCUGAUGCGAUGGAGGUUAUCCCCAGAACACUAAUCCAAAAUGCAGGCGCCAGUCCCAUCCGUGUCCUGACUAACCUCAGAUCCAAGCAUGUGGAGGGCAACAGCACAUAUGGUGUUAACGGCGACACUGGAGAAGUUGUUGACAUGAAAGAAUAUGGCGUGUGGGAGCCUGAAGCCGUUAAAUUGCAGAGCAUCAAAACUGCAGUUGAAUCUGCUUGUAUGUUGCUCCGAGUCGAUGAUAUUUGCAGUGCGAAAACCAUGAAGCAAUCAGCGAAUGUUGGCGGCGGUGAGGAAUAA